GUAAUGAGUCAGAGCUCGUCAGAGAAGAGGAACCCAAUGAUUCCCAUAUGUCCAGUGGUCUCCUUCACCUAUGUGCCCAGCCGGCUAGGUGAAGAUGCCAAAAUGGCUACCGGCAACUACUUUGGAUUUACCCACGGUGCUGCUGCGCAGUACAGUCAGCAGCCGGCCGCUGGGGUAGCCUACACCCACCCCACUACAGUGGCCAGCUACACUGUACACCAAGCACCAGUGGCGGCUCACACAGUGGCCGCGGCCUUUGCCCCCACAGCUGCCACAGUUGCCGUAGCCAGGCCCGCCCCCGUCGCCGUGGCUGCAGCUGCUACCGCUGCUGCUUAUGGCGGGUACCAGCCUACUCACGCUGCCACCGACUACGGGUAUGCCCAACGCCAGCCGGAAGUGCCCCCACCUCCUCCACCGGUUACCUCCCAGAACUAUCAGGAUUCCUAUUCUUACGUUCGGUCAUCAGCCCCGGCUGUAGCUUAUGACAGUAAACAAUACUAUCAGCAGCCCACAGCUACGGCAGCAGUAGCUGCAGCAGCUGCCCAACCACAGCCCAGCGUUGCGGAGUCCUACUAUCAAACAGCGCCCAAGACUGGAUACAGCCAGGGCGCCACCCCGUACACACAGACCCAACAGACGCGUCAGGUUACAGCUAUUAAACCAGCCACUCCGAGCCCGGCCACCUCCACCUUCUCCAUCUACCCAGUGUCCUCGGCUGUGCAGCCGGUGGCUGCGGCCGCAGCAGCUGCAGCCUCUGUGGUCCCAUCGUACUCCCAGAGUCCCACCUACAGCACCAAUGCUGUCACAUAUUCCGGCACAUCCUAUUCAGGGUAUGAGGCUGCGGUGUACUCUGCUGCGUCUUCAUACUACCAGCAACAGCAACAGCAGCAAAAGCAGGCUGUUGCAGCCGCCGCAGCCACUGCAGCCUGGACUGGCAGCACGUUCACCAAGAAAACCCCCUUCCAGAACAAAACUCUGAAACCCAAACAGCCUCCAAAACCACCGCAAAUACACUACUGUGAUGUCUGCAAAAUUAGCUGUGCCGGACCACAGACUUACAAAGAGCAUCUGGAGGGUCAGAAGCACAAGAAGAAGGAGGCAGCGCUGAAGGUUUCUCAGAGCAGCAGCAGCAGUAGCGGAGGCAGCAGCUCUGCCCGAGGCACGCAAAACCAACUGCGCUGUGAACUCUGUGACGUCGCCUGCACUGGGGCGGAUGCCUACGCUGCGCACAUCCGCGGAGCUAAACACCAGAAGGUUGUAAAACUACACACCAAGCUGGGGAAGCCCAUCCCAUCAACAGAGCCCAGUGUAGUGACACAAGCAUCCGCAUCCACCACGGCAGCCGCUAAUAAGACAGCCAGUGCAUCCCUCAACAGUUCCACCAGCAGCACUGCAUCUGCUCUGCCUGCCUCCUCCACCAUCUCCAGCUCCUCCUAUCUGAAACCCGUCGGGUUGGUCAACAGCACCAUGACCUCAGCCGCGCAGGGUAAGAGCCCUGCCCCCAAUGUUUCUGCCACCACAGCUGCUGUCAAAAAGGUCAACACACCCAAGAUCAACUUUGUGGGUGGAAACAAGUUGCAGACCACUGGUGUUAAGAUGGAUGACUCAAAGAUUGAGGCAGCUAAACCUGCCCAGUCCUCAUUGGUCACACCGUUGCAGGAGGUUAAAAAUGAUGCCCCUGAUUCACUGUCCCCACAGUCGGCUCUGGCAGCCUUGCAGAGUGACGUCCAGCCUGUCGGACAUGACUAUGUUGAAGAGGUUCGGAAUGAUGAAGGAAAAGUCAUCCGGUUCCACUGCAAACUGUGCGAAUGUAGUUUUAAUGAUCCCAAUGCAAAGGAAAUGCAUUUAAAGGGAAGGAGACAUCGUCUGCAGUAUAAGAAAAAGGUGAACCCUGACCUCCAGGUGGAAGUGAAGCCUAGCAUCAGAGCCCGAAAGAUCCAAGAGGAGAAGAUGAGGAAGCAGAUGCAGAAAGAGGAGUACUGGAGACGAAGGGAAGAAGAGGAGCGCUGGAGAAUGGAGAUGAGGCGCUAUGAGGAGGACAUGUACUGGCGACGAAUGGAGGAAGAGCAGCACCAUUGGGACGACAGGCGCAGGAUGCCCGAUGGUGGAUAUCCACAGGGCCCACCUGGACCCCCCGGUCUCCUUGGGGUGAGGCCUGGAAUGCCCAUGCCACAGCCGCAAGGACCUGUGCCCCCACGUCGCCCUGAUUCUUCCGAUGAUCGUUAUGUGAUGACCAAACAUGCAGCUAUUUACCCCUCUGAAGACGAGCUCCAGGCCAUCCAGAAGAUCGUGUCCAUCACCGAGCGCGCCCUCAAGCUUGUGUCUGACAUCAUCACCGACCAAGACAAGGGCAAAGAAGAGGAAAAGGAGAAAAAAGAGCCUCCCAAGGACAGAGCGUUGAAGGGCGUGAUGAGGGUUGGCGUCCUGGCCAAAGGUCUGCUUCUGCGUGGAGACAAGAAUGUCAACCUCGUUCUUCUGUGCUCCGAGAAGCCCAGCAAGAGUCUGCUGUCGCGCAUUGUAGAACAUCUCCCUAAACAGCUCACGCUGGUGACACCAGAGAAGUAUGAGGUGAAAGGCUCAGUCCAAGAAGCUGCCAUCAUCCUGACUUCCUGUGCUGAGCCCAAGAUGCAGGUGACCAUCACGCUGACCUCGCCAGUCAUCCGAGAGGAGAAUCCCCGGGACGGAGAUGUAACCUCGGGUAUGGUGAAAGACCCAGCGGACGUCUUGGACAGGCAAAAAUGCCUUGACGCUCUGGCUGCCCUACGCCACGCUAAGUGGUUCCAGGCUAGAGCCAAUGGACUCCAGUCUUGCGUGAUUGUUAUUCGUAUCCUGCGUGACCUUUGUCAGCGAGUACCCACCUGGUCUGCUUUUCCAAGCUGGGCCAUGGAGCUGCUUGUGGAGAAGGCAAUCAGCAGUGCCUCUGGACCAAUGAGCCCUGGUGAUGCAUUGCGACGAGUCUUUGAAUGUAUUGCCUCUGGCAUUCUGCUCCCUGGUGGUCCAGGAUUGAUAGACCCAUGUGAGAAAAAUCCCACAGACACACUGGCUGCUAUGGAAGAGCAGCAGAGAGAAGAUAUAACGUCAAGUGCUCAGUUUGCCUUGAGGCUGCUGGCAUUCCGUCAAAUUCACAAGGUCCUGGGCAUGGACCCCUUGCCUCAGCUGAACCCACGCUUCAACAUGCGGAACAAUCGCAAGAGGCGGCGCGACAACAGCGACGGCACGGAUGGCUUCGAGGGCGAGGGGAAAAAGGACAAGAAGGAUUACGACGGCUUCUAAACUUCCGCAAACUCCGCAGACUCGCCGUUGGCCAUUUCAAUAUUCUGUGUAUUCCAGUGGUGCAAAAUUCAAUUCCUGUAGGUCUCUGUGCAUGCCAGUAACUUCUCCAGAAAUCUUUCAGUGGCUUGUAAAAAGCCAUUCGCUGAGCGUCACUUUGGCUCUCAGCUUGUCUACUCGUGCCCUUAAAGGACCUACGAAGGCAGCUUGGGAAAUGCUUAGCUGCAUUUCCAUGACAUACCGUGAUUUGCUAAAGCGUUUAGCACACGCAACAUUAUGCUGACACAGAGAGAAGGAGCUGGUGAUCAAAUGUGCUCCAGUCAUUCAUGGUUUUUAAAGCUGGUAUAUAGCUUUCAGACUUUGCGCGUGCUGAUUGAAUUAGCAAAUCUUAGGAUGUUUGUACCCUCUGGAAACACUAGCCUGCUAGUCUAGUGGCUGCUUACUUUCCCAUAAGAAGAAAUGGACCUAAAAGCGCACAUGUUAAAGCUAAAGUAAAUAAGUCAGAAAUAAUGAAGGUCCUGCUGCAUUUGAAAUGAAACUACGUUAAAUCUCAAUCUGAUUUUUUAAAAAUCUUUCUUUCCCUAGUCUGCUAGCGUAGCAUGCGCUAAGCUGCUCAUUUUGUUUUAGAGCCAAGUUUGGCAACGUAUUGAGCUAAAAUAUAACUGUGCCGGUUAGGAACAGACUCUGACAUGGCCACUGUUUUAAAUUGCUAUGUAAAAACUUACGACGAGGACUUUAAGCUUUGCAAUGUAAUGUGCUCUAGGUUUUUUUUUUUUCCUUUUUCCUUUUUCCUCUUCUUUUGUAAUCAUUUGUUUUGAAUGGAGACAUUCCUCAUAACCACAAAACCUAAGCUAAAAUGUGACCCAGUUGUACGUUUGUCGUGUUGUGAUGAAUGUGACAACGUUGACUGAACAUUUGAAGCCUACAAGCAUGUGUUCCGUAGUGCUAAUACAUCCUGGGGGAUCGGCUGUUUGCUUUUAGCCGUUCGUAAAGCACAUCCUUGGCUAAUCAGCAACCACAAUCAGAAGAAAAACGUAUCCCUAACCUUCUCUUUAUAUGAGUAACGCAAGGUUGUGCGACGCUGAGCUUGUUCAAAGGCUAGACUCCAAGUGUGUUUUCUAAUUUUCACAGGCUUGUGUUGCAUUUCUAAAGACACUGAUCCCUGAGAGUAGACUUGGGUCAUAUUACUUAUGAGCUGCACCUUCUCAGAGUUCUGAAGUUGUCAUUCUGUAGUCGGCUUUAUGCCCAUAUUAGGAACUGAGGGUCUAAGCCGAUUUUCUCUAUGAGAAAAAUGAAUGCUGCUAUCGCACCCUGUGGUAAAAUGACCCAAAAAUGUUCCAAACCUGAUGCGUUUUGUCAUAGGGAACUCUUUCUUCUAAUCGCUGGAUGAUGAGGUCGUUAAGGAGCUAAAAUGCUAGUGUUGUUAUAUAGAAGCUAAUAUUGCUGCACACUGAAUUGAAUGGCAACCUCACAAGAAAACCCCAUGCAAACCAGCAAGCUUUAGGAGGUGGGUGAGGUGGGUGUACACAAGACAAAAUAUCAGGUUUGGAACAUUUUAGUUCACCACAGGGAAAUUUUCAAAAAGACACUUCAUUUCUCUCAUAGAGAAAAUCUGCCUAGACCCAGAGGUCCUUAUAUGGGCAUGACACACAGUUUCAAAGGUCUGUUCUUUUCAUAUGUUGAACCUAACUAUCAGAAUAGGUCAAAGCAUUGCGAUGAAGACCACAGCAGUUUGCAUAAGACCAUGAUCUUCUGCAUUUUUUUUUAAUUAGAUUUGCAAAGGAAGUGAUUCACCCUGAAGGCACUGUUGGUUUCUAAACAGAGAGCAGUGUAGUUGUGGUUGACCCAAGUCUGCCUGAGCUUUUGUGUUCAUAGUGUUGUAAUCCCUGAAUCCCUAAAUGUAUCUGUGUAUAUAUACAUAUAUGAUCAUAUGUAGCUACGUGUAGGCUAUGUGUGAUCUCUAAUAUAUGACCAUUAAAAAGCCAAUAUCUAAUCCUGCAAUAGGUCUUCAAAAAAAAAAGUUUGUAUAAUUUUAUGAAAGCAUGGCAGUGUUUAAGUUCUGUUAUUGUUUUAUAGAUUUUUGUUCCAUCAGUUUAUAGAUGAGCAUCUGCUUGCCGUUCUCCUUGGUUUAACAAUCCCUAGUUUGUUGAAAAUCUAUUGAAGAAAAAAAAAACAUUGGAGGAAAGUGUUAUGUCGGUGUUGUAAUUGCGGAUGUAGAUCUAUCCUUUCAGUCGCCUGUCAUUCGCUGUCACGGUACUACUGCAUAACAAUGGACAUAAUAAAGACCUUUACAGAA
Messenger RNA from Colossoma macropomum (tambaqui), 5566 nucleotides. RefSeq names its product zinc finger RNA binding protein (gene zfr). The coding region runs from base 4 to 3273 and encodes 1089 amino acids. The transcript is spliced from 20 exons. The record is from RefSeq and is a predicted model, not a curated record. Gene Ontology annotation, cellular component: precatalytic spliceosome. Gene Ontology annotation, molecular function: zinc ion binding; single-stranded RNA binding; double-stranded RNA binding. NCBI's taxonomy places the organism in Eukaryota, Metazoa, Chordata, Actinopteri, Characiformes, Serrasalmidae.